Messenger RNA from Schizophyllum commune H4-8, 1751 nucleotides. Its product is annotated as NAD(P)-binding protein. Bases 127 to 1380 code for a protein of 417 amino acids. Gene Ontology annotation, cellular component: mitochondrion; lipid droplet; plasma membrane. Gene Ontology annotation, biological process: glycolipid biosynthetic process. The transcript is spliced from 8 exons. NCBI's taxonomy places the organism in Eukaryota, Fungi, Basidiomycota, Agaricomycetes, Agaricales, Schizophyllaceae. The record is from RefSeq and is a predicted model, not a curated record.
CUUGAAACGAGUUGUGCUCAGAGAAGCAUUCUGCUAGGACGCGCGCAUCGUACAAGACCCCGUCUUAUACACGGCUUUUCGACCUCGAAGAUAGACCCCUAACCGAGUCUCUGUCUGCUCCUAGCCAUGCCCUACGAUAUCCUCGUCUUGGGCGCGACUGGUUAUACCGGUCGUCUGAUCGUGCGCUACCUCUACGCGCAUCACCAGUAUCGCACCAGCUUCACUCUCGCGAUCGCGGGACGCUCCCAGGCCAAGCUCGAUGCCCUCAUCAAGGAAGAGAAACUCGACGACUCGGUGCAGGUCCUAACAGUGGACGUCCUGAAGCAGGAGGAGAUCGAUCGCGCGGUGAAGGGCGCGAAGGUGGUCAUCAACACGGUCGGGCCAUUCGCGAAGUGGGGGACGCCGGUCGUGAGAUCGUGCGUCGAAAAAAACGUCCACUAUGUCGACAUCAGUGGUGAAGGGUUCUGGAUCAUAGACAUCAUCAACGAAUUCCACGACCGCGCCCGCCAGCAGGGCACCAUCCUCGUCCCUGCCUCGGGCUUCGACUGCGUGCCCUCCGACUACAACGCCUACCUCGCGCACAAGGCCCUCAAGUCCUUCGCGCCCGACGCGUCGCUCGCGGAGACGAUCAGCGCCUUCGUCUUCAAGAGCGGCUUCUCCGGCGGCUCGCUUGCCACGUCGUUCAACAUGCUCGAGCUCCCAAAGGAGAAGCUCAAAGCCAGCCAGGCGGACUGGGCGCUUAGUCCUGUCAAAGGCCGCCCCACCCCUCACUUCCAACUCUCCUACCGCCUCCCGCAUGUCUCGCCCCCCGUCUACGGUGGCCAGUUCAUGAUGUCCAUGGUCAACCGCCCGAUCGUCCAGCGCACCUGGGGCCUGCUGCAAGAGGGCGACCCCGCCGCGGCCUACGGCCCGAACUUCAAGUACAUCGAGUUCGCGCGGACGGAGAGCUGGCUCGGCGGUGUACUGCUAAGUCUGUCGCUUGCGAUUGGCGGGUUUUUGUUAUCUUUGAGCCCGAUCCGCGCGCUCGCGAAGAGAUUCCUGCCCGCUCCUGGGGAAGGCCCGCCGGAAGAGGACAUCGAGGGAGGGUACUUCAACAUCACGACGGUAGCCACGUCGGACCUGCUUCCCAAUGGCAAACCGCCCGUGCGUGUCAAGUCGUACUUCGCGGGCAAGGGCAAUGGGUAUCAGGUCACUGCAGUGACUACUUCCGAGGCUGCCCUUGCUAUCCUGCUCGACCAUGACAAGCUUCCCGCACUUGGCAAGAAGGGCGGCAUCCUGACGCCUGUGGCGGCGCUGGGCGAUGUCCUGCUCGAUCGCUUGCGGCCCACCGGGUGCUUUGAGGAGAAAGUUGAACUCAUUGAGGACAGGAAGGCUGUCUGAUAGGGGUGUUUGUGCAAUGAUCCGAGCUGUUCGUACUGAUGUUAGGACUUCUCUUGUAUGUGCUUUUUCCCAGUGGGCAAGGAUGGGAUGUAUGUUGCAUUACUGUGCUUGAACCAUAUGUUUACCAAUAAAUUAUUGAGUUUAUCCCCGUGAAGUACCCUUGCUUUCGCUAUGCCCACUUCCAUUUCUUGCACCCUUCCGAAGGCGAAAUCGCCCCUAAAACUGUAGAUCACGAGCAGAAGUCGCUGCGCUCGUUCUGCGGCAGCUCGAUUGUCUUGCCGUCGACCUCGGCGAGGAUACCCCAGCCGAAUGACGGCAUGGCGUCAAGCUCGACGGUGUAGAUAACAUAACCGUUGGCAUCGGCGUCGCCC